UUCCGCCGGUCGUGUCGCGUGUGUUCCGUUCGCCAUAUAUAGUACUAUAUAUACUCUAUAUCCACUCGUUACUCGGAGUCGGUCAAGUGUAUUCAGCUAGUCAGUCUGUUUGCACCGCGGCGUCGUUCUCUUUGGCUGUCAAUUUGAGUCAAGAACAGUCAGUCGUCUGGACUACGUCAUCGUACUGAUUGCGUCAGCAAUUUGUUGCUCUUUAGCUUUAUUUUCAGCAUUUUUUCACUCAGUCACUCGGUUUUGUUUUGUUCUCCGCAUUUCGCCGACAUUCGACAUGAGCAGCGAUUCCGAUGUAUUGGAUAUAGUGGCAGGGAGCGAGGGUCCGCCCUUACAAGCCUUUCGCAGCAGCAAUCCCUUCGAGCAAUCCCUUCAAAAGUCAUCCUGCCAGCAGGACUUUGAGCGGGAUCGGGAUGCAAAUCUGACUCCAUUGCAUAUGCUGCGACGGGCCAGCGAAACGGUAACCGCCAGCAUCCUGGAGCCGGAAAAGGAGCACCUCCUGGGCGACAAGCCACAGGCGCCACCUCGUGCCCAUGGAACCAGCACGCCUAGCGCCUCCGAAGCGAAGCGCAGCAAACAGCAACCGUAUCAGUGGCAGCUGCAGCAGCAACAGCAGCAGUUAGGCAACAGCAGCAACAACAGCAACGGGACACUGGCGCCAGGUGACAACAUGACACAAGGAGCAGCGCCGCAGGACUCACAGAGCGACAUCCUGCCCACCCGCCCGAUGCAUACCAAAUUAGACAUACAGAGGAUCCCGGAGGAUGAGGCGGGCGGCGAGGCCACACAAAACGCUGCAACAAUAAUUUUAACGCCGACAUCAUUAAAUUUAACAAAUACAACACAGAAUGUUGCCGCCAACAAUGCGGGCAACUCCAGCAACAGCACCAGCUCCAACGCCAACUGCGGCCCAGGAUCCGGCUCCGUCUCCGUCUCCGGCUACCCAACUGCGAACGCAACUCCGGGCGGAGUCCGUGGCGACGAGUACAAAGGGCCCAAAUGGUGGCUUUAUAUACGUUCGCAUUGGGUGAACAGUUCCGAGCUGGUGGCCCUGCUGGCCAUUUUCCUGGGCCUUUGGGCCAUGGGCUGGGUUCUGCUGCCGGAGUACGCCCAGCCACCGACUGUCAUCAUGCGCAUUGCAUUCCUCUUCGUGGGCGCACAGAUAUCCGGCAUCCUGGUCACCUUCGUCCACCUGCCCGACAUGCUGGGCAUGCUCUUCUUCGGCGUACUGUAUGCCAACCUCGGUCUGGCCACUUUCGAGGGCUACCAGAAGUUCGAGCUGUUCCUGAGGGAGAUGGCUCUGAUCAACAUCAUGCUGCUGGCUGGCCUGGGGCUGGAUGGAGACGCCUUCAAGCGGCUGUGGUUCAUGAUACUCCGGUUGACCCUGCUGCCCACAAUUGUGGAGGUUGCGGCCAUCGCCGGACUGGCCAACCUUACACUCUCGAUGCCCUGGCUGUGGGGCAUCGCCCUGGGCCUGGUCAUCACCGCCGUGUCCCCGAAUGUGGUCGUCACUGUGAUGCUGAAGCUGAAGGAGGAUCGACUCGGCCUGAACAGCGGCAUCCACACGCUCAUCUAUGCCAUGACCACAUGCAACGAUGUGGUGGCCAUCUUCAUGUUUGGCGUGAUAAUCAGCGUAAUAUUCUCAACGACCUCGCUCAGCCAGCAAGUGCUGCAGGGUCCCAUUGGCAUUGGGAUUGGACUCGUUUUUGGCUAUCUCUACGGCUCGAUGCUCCAGUACUUGCCAUCCCGGAAUGCGACGUACGCAAAUGGCCUCCGCUUCGUCCUGACCAUCUUGGGCGGCACCAUCGCCGUGAUGGGCAGCCGCGUCAUUGGUUAUACGUCGGCCGGAGCUCUGGGUUGUGUAACGACCGCCUUUAUUGCGAGGAUUGGCUGGCGGCGGGAGGAGAUCAGGCUGACGCCCCAGCAGCUGCAGACCCAGCAAAUUGCGAGUGUGCCCAAGCGACUGGACCUCAUGUGGAAGUUCCUCAAGCCCGUCUCGUUUGCGCUCAUUGGCAAGGAAAUUAAUUUCAACGUGCUGCAGGGCCAUGUAAUCGGUUAUGGCGCAUUGUUGGUGCUCGUCGGAAGUUUGUUUCGCCUGGCUUUUGCAUAUUUAUCCACAUAUGGCGGAAAUCUGUCGAGAAAGGAACGUGCCUACAUUACAAUUUCCGGUUUUCCCAAAGCAACUGUCCAAGCCGCCUUGGGUCCAGUGGCUUUGGACAUGGCACGUGCUGCCAGCGUGGCCAGUCCGGAACAGCUUGCUCUGGCCGGGAAUGUGCUCAUCAUCUCGGUGCUGGCGAUUAUAUUCACCGCCCCGCUGGGCGCCAUUCUCAUGCUGCGCCUGGCGCCGUAUUGGCUCAAACAUGGAGAUGCAGUGCAGCCAGUUGCCCCAACGCUGGGCAACAGCAAUUCCUCGAAGGAGGAACGUAGGACAUAGCUUCAGGUUGAUCUGGAGACGGAACUUUAAAUCCAUGCCGUGUACUUACGCAACCAUUUCAGUCGUACUUAUACUUACGUGUACUUAGGCACUACGCUGUUCAAAUAAAAGUAAAUGCGAAAAGUUAGCAACAUAUUUCGCUCGAAG
Messenger RNA from Drosophila santomea, 2590 nucleotides. RefSeq names its product sodium/hydrogen exchanger 9B1 (gene Nha2). Gene Ontology annotation, biological process: proton transmembrane transport. Bases 287 to 2443 code for a protein of 718 amino acids. Gene Ontology annotation, molecular function: antiporter activity. Gene Ontology annotation, cellular component: membrane. The record is from RefSeq and is a predicted model, not a curated record. The transcript has 11 exons. Lineage: Eukaryota; Metazoa; Arthropoda; Insecta; Diptera; Drosophilidae.